AUGACAGAUUCAACACCAUCAUCCCCAUCACUAAGCCACCUCCUCUCCCUCCCCUCCUCAACCCGUACCCCCAUCCUCCACUCCGCCCUCACCUCCUACCCCACUCUAACCCCCCCGAACCUCACCCCUCUCGACCAGAUCCGCUACACAACCAUCCCAACUCACCUACAAACCCACUCCCAUCUGUCAAAACCCCAACUCCUCCAACUCUUGCACUGGAAACUCUCCCAUGGAAAAUUCCGUCCCACUCUCCAAAAAUUAAUCGACUCCAAUUCGCCCCAAGUUAUUGAAGAAACCACCCGGCGAGCCCUCGCGGAAUUCUCCAAAGAUGAAAACUCUCCCAAAACAGCACUGAAUAUCCUUACGGAGUUAAAAGGAAUCGGUCCGGCGACGGCUUCGCUGAUUCUGGCUUGUAAGGACCCCGAGGGGACCGUCUUCUUUGGGGAUGAAGUGGCGCUGUGGGUGCUGGGAAAUGGAGAUUGGAAGAGGAAAUUAAAGUAUUCGUUGAAGGAGUAUUUGGAGGUGUAUGAGAGAGUGAGAGAGGUGAAGGAGGUUUUGGGCUUGAGUGCUGUGGAGGUGGAAAAGGUGGCGUUUGUUUUUGGGAAGAGAGCAAAAGGUGCGGUGGGGGAGAGCAGGAUGGGUGUGAAGAGUAAGGUUGAGGAUGUGGUGGAUGUUGCGGAUGGUGCGGAGGAAGUGGGAGGGAAGUCUAGUAAGAGGAAAGUCGAAAAGAUUGGAGUGGCGGAGAAGCCUGCGAGCAAGAAAAAGGCCAAGGUUGAAGGGAUCUCUCCUCCACCGCCAUCAUCGGCUGCAGGUACCAGGAGAUCUACCCGAUCGAGUAAAAAGUCGUGA
Messenger RNA from Ramularia collo-cygni, 849 nucleotides. RefSeq lists its product as uncharacterized. The record is from RefSeq and is a predicted model, not a curated record. NCBI's taxonomy places the organism in Eukaryota, Fungi, Ascomycota, Dothideomycetes, Mycosphaerellales, Mycosphaerellaceae. Bases 1 to 849 code for a protein of 282 amino acids. The transcript has a single exon.